UCAGAGCCUGUCCAGACUCCAGACCGAGCUAGGGGACCCAGGUUGGUUUAGGUUUAAAAAGCCGGCCCAAACCCAACCCUGUUGUUGCAGCCUUAGCGUGAACUCUGUUCCAUUUACAUCUCAUAGUUGAAUGACGUAAAUGAACUCAUGAUCCUUAUCUUACUGAUGUGAUGGUCGAAUUCUUACUGAAUCACUGCCUCCUUCAAUUACUAAACUUGAUCGAUAAUCCCACUAUCCAGGGAAGGAAACCACUUCCAAGCUGAUAAACGCCGGAAAAUUUUCAGGCGGAAAUAUUGUUAAGUCUUGUACUGUUCUCCGGUUAUAUUUCUGGUAACAAUGAAAGCCGUGGUAAUAACGAGCUUUGGCGGUCCAGAAGUUCUUCAGCUUCAAGAAGUUGAAACCCCUAAAAUCGGAGACGACGAAGUGUUGAUAAAGAUUGAGGCCACCGCACUGAACAGAGCUGAUACCGUUCAAAGGAAAGGAUCUUAUCCUCCUCCCAAAGGAGCAAGUCCUUAUCCAGGCCUUGAGUGUUCCGGAUUCGUCGAAGCUGUCGGGAAGAACGUCUCCCGGUGGAAAAUCGGUGAUCAGGUAUGUGCUCUUCUUAGUGGAGGAGGCUAUUCGGAAAAAGUAGCUGUACCUUCUGUGCAAGUUCUUCCUGUCCCACAUGGUAUUUCUUUGAAGGAUGCUGCUGCCUUUCCUGAGGUGGCAUGCACUGUCUGGUCAACUGUUUUUAUGAUGAGUCGGUUGUCCGCAGGGGAAUCUUUCCUGGUUCACGGUGGGUCUAGUGGAAUUGGCACAUUUGCAAUUCAGAUAGCUAAACACCUGGGAGUGAGGGUAUUUGUCACUGCAGGGAGUGAGGAGAAAUUGGCUUUUUGCAAGGAUCUUGGAGCUGAUGUCUGCAUCAAUUAUAAGACUGAAGACUUUGUUGCAAGGGUGAAGGAAGAAACAGGAGGAAAAGGUGUUGAUGUUAUUCUUGACAAUGUUGGAGGUCCCUAUUUCCAGAGAAACCUCAACAGCUUAAAUGUUGAUGGCAGACUUUUUAUCAUUGGCUUUCAGGGUGGAGCAGCUACGGAAGCGAAUCUUGCAGGCAUGCUUGCAAGACGCCUGACAGUGCAAGCUGCGGGCUUGAGGGGCAGAAGCAUUGAAAACAAAGCAAUAAUUGUGAGUGAGGUGGAGAAGAAUGUUUGGCCAGCAAUUGCUGCAGGCAAAGUAAAGCCUGUGGUUUACAAGUCCUUUCCAUUGUCUGAAGCAGCAGAGGCUCAUCAGCUAAUGGAAAGCAGCAACCAUGUUGGGAAAAUACUGUUGGUUCCAUGAUCAUCUUUAGAUUAGACCAACCUCAUGUGAGCAUAUAUACGUAAAAACCCAUGUGUGAAUCGCUGAUCUGUGAGCAAUUUUAUCUUAUUUCUAGUUUCAUGAUCCGAGAAAUGAAAGCAGCCAUGAUCUGAGGUUUACCUUUUCUAGUUUCUGUUUCUGAAGCAAAACAGAUGGUGCUGUACUUUAUGAAUGCAGUUUGCAGUAUCAUUCACACCUAAGUGAAGCUAGAUACAUCAACACCUAAGUUGCUACAUCAUGAGCAAUGAGGUGUGCUUUAGUUUAUUCUAGAACUUGCAUAGAGACAAUGUCUGUUGGAUUCAAUAUUAGAAAUACAUGAGAAUGGUUUUGAUGUUGUA
Messenger RNA from Macadamia integrifolia, 1670 nucleotides. Its product is annotated as quinone oxidoreductase PIG3-like. NCBI's taxonomy places the organism in Eukaryota, Viridiplantae, Streptophyta, Magnoliopsida, Proteales, Proteaceae. Bases 337 to 1314 code for a protein of 325 amino acids. The record is from RefSeq and is a predicted model, not a curated record. The transcript is spliced from 6 exons. Gene Ontology annotation, molecular function: oxidoreductase activity.